Molecule: messenger RNA, 414 nt
Organism: Pseudogymnoascus destructans
Lineage: Eukaryota; Fungi; Ascomycota; Leotiomycetes; Thelebolales; Thelebolaceae
Exons: 1
Coding region: 1-414 (137 amino acids)
Source: RefSeq, a predicted model, not a curated record
AUGUCAAGCUAUCACACACACCCUGCUACAGAGAAUAGCGCCAGCUUUGUGCCUAUCCAAAAGGACUGCAUGCUGGAUGGUGACGACAACUACAAGGACUGGUCGAAGAGAAUGAUCAAUGCCCUCCAAAUCGAAAGACUCUGGGACCUCGUUGACGGGUAUGAGACUGAGCUAGAGAAGCCGGAUCCAAAUCAAUCCCUAACAGCCCCCGCAAAAGCUACAAAAGAAUAUGAUAUAGCAUACCGAUCAUGGAGGGCAAGAAACCAAAUGGCAUGCGGCGGCAUCAAAUCGACACUAAACUAUGCGCCAACGACACUUGUAGAAGGCAUCACCAACGCAAAAGAGACAUGGGACACCCUCGCUGAUAAAGCCACAGGGGGGAAACACACUGUUCUCCCUUAUUGCAAGACUUGA